GACAAUGAAUUCUACACGACACUUCAAUGAUUUGAAUAUAACACACCAAACAUAGGAUUUCAUUUGACAAUGAAUUCUACGAGAUAAUUCAUUUUACAAUGAAAUGAAUUGUCGAUUCAUUUGGUACCAAAUACUCUUGUUACUUCCAUUCUUUUAUCCUUAACUAUACACACAGACAUCGGAGGACGGCGUGGAUUGGGAGUGGAAGCGGCGAUGAUUGAUGACCUGUGGGUGUGUCGCAGCAAGGACUGGAGUAGCUCUGUGAUGCUGUUGGUGCGGGUCUGCGAAGAAGAAAAAAAAAGAAGAUAUGAUUCACUUUGGAAAAAUGGAGUUGAAUCGUUUCAGCGCAAACAUGCAUGGUGGCCAUCACCGGCAACGAGCUACAAGCUGCCUCUAGAGGCGAGGCGGCUGAUCACUGCGGGUCGAGCCAUGACGCAGGGGAGGUAGCCGGAGCGGAUCAAAAUAGGAGGCCGAAUCUAGAUUUCUGGGUAGAAGCUCGAAGGUCGAAUAUGGAAUGGGGAAAUCGAAGAUCGAAGGUCGAAUCUCGUUCGUUGUCGAUUCGAGCUCCGACUCCCCAUUUCUCGUUCGCCAUCGAUUCAAACAUGCACGAUGGGAAAAUCGAGAUGCGUAAGCAUUGGGUCAGAUGGGGAAGACGAUGGGUUUGGAAUCAAAAUAUGGGUGUGGGAUUCACAUGGAAGAUGGGGAAAUCCAAUUUGAGUGCCGGAUCUGGAAUCCAAUUUUGGUAUGGGGUUGAAUUUAAUAUGCUUCCAUGGAUUCCUUGUUUCUAGAUUUUCGUCUGAGGAAGACGAUGGUACGAACACGAAGGAAUGGGGGAAAAUGGCAAAAAUCCCAUUUUCCAAUUUUAAUUGAUAUUUUUAUUAUUAAAAUAUGGAAUUCUAU
Messenger RNA from Linum trigynum, 900 nucleotides. The record is from the annotation of a GenBank genome assembly. NCBI's taxonomy places the organism in Eukaryota, Viridiplantae, Streptophyta, Magnoliopsida, Malpighiales, Linaceae.